This is a messenger RNA of Sungouiella intermedia, 2433 nucleotides long. NCBI's taxonomy places the organism in Eukaryota, Fungi, Ascomycota, Pichiomycetes, Serinales, Metschnikowiaceae. The record is from the annotation of a GenBank genome assembly.
AUGACUGGGCCAAUGUCUAUAAACCAGGAAGCAGUAUUUAUUGGCGCCAAUAGACAAGGUUUUGUGGCCGAUACAAUUCCAUAUUUGGUCGCAUACGGAGCAGGCUGCAAUGUUGCUCUCUGGAACCCCUUGUCUGCGGAAAAUAAAGGUGUCUAUCAUACAUUGAGUCAUCACACCAAGGAAGUCACCUGUGUUCGGUUUGUUCCUGAUUCGGAUCUUCUCAUCUCGGCUGGAGAAGAUGGAACCAUCAAUAUUUGGAAACAGUACCUUGAAAAUGGUCAAAUCAAGUACAAAUUGCACCAGUCUAUUCAUCAGGAAGAUUGUUCAAUCACAUGCAUGGCAGUGAGCGACCAGAUUGUUGUCACGGGCAAUUCGUUGGGAAACAUUCACAUUUGGCAGCUCAUAAACGGCUCCUUCGAGUCUGUCCAUGACUUCAAAGUCAAGUUCAACUUCUACCCCACAACUUUUGCAUUGCAGAAGAUCCACCAGCGAUACCUUCUAGCCGUUGGAGGAACUUCCAACAACAUUUUCAUUUAUUCAUUUGAUGUCAAUGCUAUCAACUUCUCCGAGUGUGCAUCGUUGGCAGGUCACGAGGACUGGAUCAAGUGUCUCUCGUUCGUCACUGAAAAGGACGGCUUGGACUACAUUUUGGCCAGUGGUUCUCAGGACAGGUACAUCAGAUUGUGGCGGUUGCGCUUGAAUGAAGCCAUUGAUGACUCCGAUGAGGAUGAUCUGAAGCUCAUUCUUUUGUCCAAUAAACAGUACAAAUUCGCAUUUGGCGAAGGAAGAGCAGCGUUCAGCUCCGAAGCAUUGAUCAUGGGUCACGACGAUUGGGUCACCGGUUUGCAAUGGAACCCUUCAUAUACUCGGAAGGACAGUAAGGCAUCCAAGAAGUUGCAAUUAUUAUCGCUGAGUGCUGACACUGCGUUGAUGAUCUGGGAGAUGGACGAAGAAUCUGGAAUUUGGAUUUCAGUUAGCAGACUUGGAGAACUUUCUAUCAAAGGUGCAUCUACUGCCACAGGAGCUUCGGGUGGUUUCUGGUCGUGUCUCUGGUUCGAAGACUCCACUUCGGGCACUCAGUACAUCUUGGCUAACGGUAAAACCGGUUCUAUCAGAGUGUACCAUUCUGUCGAAGGUGCAGAAAACACUUGGGAGGCUUCUUUGGGUGUCACAGGUCCAGUGCGUGAAGUCAACGACUUGGUGUGGUCAGCGGAUGGUUCCUAUUUCAUGCUGACCUCUUUGGACCAGACCACCAGGUUGUAUGCUCCAUGGAAGAUUAACAGAGACACAGAAACCAUAACUUGGCACGAAUUUGCCCGUCCUCAAAUUCACGGUUAUGACAUGAUCUGUCUUGAUAACAUUUCACCUACAAAAUUUGUAUCAGGCGGUGACGAGAAGGUGCUCCGUGUGUUUGAGAUGACACAGUCUAUCAGCGCAAUGUUGAGCAAGUUCUGCGGCAUUGAUCUCGCUGCAGAAGAUAACUCCGUGUUACCGGAGGCUGCGUCUUUGCCUGUUUUGGGAUUGUCAAACAAGGCAGCCAAUGAACAGCUUGAGGCUGGAGAAGCACAGCAACGUGAAGAAGACUACGAAGGAAACCUCGAAGAGGGAGCAAACGAGAAAACUGAUUUGCUAGCAUCCUUGGAUGGCCCACCUCUUGAAGACUACUUGCAAAGACACACACUUUUCCCCGAAAUUGAAAAGCUUUACGGUCAUGGGUACGAAAUCACUUGCUGCACGACAUCACCGAAUGGAAAAUUGAUUGCGUCCGCCUGUCGGUCGAACUCUUCUAAACACGCAGUCAUUCGAAUCUUCAACGUCGAGAAGGAGUACCAGCUCGUGAGCGAAGUGUUGAAGGGCCACAACUUGACCAUCACCAGUUUGGAAUUUUCUCCAGAUGGAAAGUAUUUGGUGGCUGUGUCUAGAGAUAGACAAUUGUCAUUGUGGAAAAUCAAGAACGAAGCAGAAGGCACAUUUAACUUGGUUGAGCUAAACCCCAAGGCACAUACCAGAAUUGUAUGGGACUGUUCGUGGGGUCCAGAAUUCCAGGGAGAGAGCUUUUUCGUUACUGGAUCGAGAGACAAAUCUAUCAAGUUGUGGCAUGUUACAGAUAGUGGAGUAAAUGCUGUCUCCACUAUCAAGACAGAAGAGGCAGUUACCAGCAUCACAUGUUUCCAGCAGCAAAUCAUCAACAACCUACUAAUUGUAGCUACUGGACAUGAGAAUGGUCAGAUUUCGUUGUACUCCGUGAACAUGAGUGAUGAGAGUAAGAAAUUUGAGAAAGUGGUAACAUUUGACAAGGAAAUCUCGCCCAGUGGACGAGUUGGAAAACUUGCAUUCAGCAAGAAACUACAAGGAGGAAAAUUGUUGUUGGCAACAGGAAGCAGUGACAACUCUGUGCGGUUAUACAGUGUAAGCAAGGAGGCACUUAUAUAG